Strongylocentrotus purpuratus (purple sea urchin) is the source of this 1552-nucleotide messenger RNA. RefSeq lists its product as uncharacterized. The transcript has 2 exons. Lineage: Eukaryota; Metazoa; Echinodermata; Echinoidea; Camarodonta; Strongylocentrotidae. Bases 49 to 459 code for a protein of 136 amino acids. The record is from RefSeq and is a predicted model, not a curated record. Gene Ontology annotation, molecular function: transmembrane transporter activity. Gene Ontology annotation, biological process: monoatomic anion transport.
ACGAUCUCUUUCGUCGUGCAAAGGAACACGUCUUUCAUCGUUAUACUUAUGAGUGUGAUGUAUGGAGCAAUGGGCUUGGUGUUUUCAGCUGCCUUCGUCAACGCUCUGGACAUCGCGCCUAGCUUCUCCGGCACGGUAACCGGCAUUGGCAACGGCAUCGCUGUCACAUCGGGGUUCAUUGCCCCUCUCGUGACGGCAGUGUUUACCGAGGAUCAGGCCGACCCUGAGGGAUGGAGGACUGUAUUUAUCAUCACGGCCGCAAUCACUCUCAUCAGUGCCCUCGUCUUUCUUGUAUUCGGCUCAGGCGAUGUCCAACCCUGGGCUAUCCCAAUAGAUGCUGAUGUGCAUAGAAUGGACAAGAACCAACCACUCAGUAUUAAAGAUCCUGAGGAAAAUGCAGCGAUGAUGGAGAAAAUAAUUAUUAAGCCACGUUUAAUAUGCUUAACGAAAUUACCUUGAACGACUGUAGUCCAAGAAACCGAAAGCACACGAGACCGACCUUGCUGGUCUCGCAGGCCUGCACUGACAACGUUAUAGAGAGACUGACGGCCCACAGGACCAACAGCUAACUAACUAUACCAACCGUGUCGUUCUCGAUCAUGGGCAGUCUAGCCACUUUUCAGAGGGUUCAAGACCUACGACGCACGCUUGUAUGGGACCGAUAACUUUCCAACCAGACCGUCAUUAAUUUUGUCUCGUGGGAUGUCGGUCUUUUGUUCCGUUGGUCUCGUUGUCCUUUUGUGACCAUUAAAACAAAAUUUUAUAUUCAUUUAUGUCUAUCUUUGCUUUGUCAGACUCAUGGGAUCUCAGGUAUUACCCCACCUUGAACAACAUCUAUUUAGCUAAAAUAUACUCUUCCCUAUCCUAUUGAAUGUGCUGUAGCAUGCAUUACAGGAUUGCCCGAGACUCGUGGCACUUUUCCAGCCGAUCUCUCACCGUUUUCCCAUUUUUUAUCAGUGGUGCGGGAACAAAUGCUUUCUUAAAGAACAAGUCAACUUUUGAUGGUGGAACUGCAUUUCGUGAAGAGCUACAUAUUGUGUAUCACUAUAAUAAGUUCUUUGGCUUAGCCAAUAGACUUAUAUAGAAACUUGUUUAACAUGAUGAAAAUUUAUUUAAAUUUCAGGUAUUAUUCAAAAACUUAUAUUUAUUUCAUUUAUAUUUAAAUAGUUCCAUUCGGUGUCAGUUUUGUUUUGAUCUGUGAAAUUUGGCUUACCGAUACGGUUACUAACAGAACUUAAAGUUUUUCGUUAAUUUUGAAAAGUGAACCAGGACACUUUGCAUUAUGUUUUCUUGUAUCGUACUCAAGGCCAUCCGUUAUUAUUGCCCUCUGAUUUAGUACAGUGGUUUACGGGGGAAACCAGGAAGAGGGCAAUAUGGCAAAUAUUGCCCGCUCCGGUUUCAUAUUCGGAGCAGCGUGCAAAAUACGAAAAACAUAUGUAAAGCAUAUCUGAUAUAUAAUAAGCAUGAUAUAGAUAUGCAAAUUAUACAAGCGAAUGGUGGAGGCCAAUUUUCUAUGUUUUGAAUAUGGAUCAAUACAAAUUUAAAAAAUCUA